AAGUGCCUACCUGUUUUGUACCGCAUGAUUAUUCGUUCGUGUUAUUCCUGCGCUGAAUUUUCAUCUGACUUCCGACUUCGUCCCUGCCCGUCGCCCUGCCUUGGUUGUCUGUUCUGCCUGCCUGCCCGAUUUGACCCAGCCUGCUCCCGGUUUCGAUCCCUGCUCCUCGCUUGUUUUGCCUCGGACUGCCUUUCUGGUUUUGACCCUGCCUGUUCUGCCAUUACUGACCUGCCCUGCGAUUUCCCAUUCCUAUGAAGUCUCUUGGAACCUGAUUACGCCUGGUCUGUGUCUGUAGGGCCCGGCUGAAUAUUCAGCAGGACCAGAUGAGAUGGAGAUGGACCCCUCCAACCUCAGCCUUCCCAGCAUCCCAGAGGGAAACUCCACAGCCCCCCCUUGGCAGAGCAGCCCCUAUAGGACUGUGGAAGUGGUGUUCAUCGUCCUGGUAGCAGGGUCACUCAGUCUGGUCACGGUCAUUGGGAACAUCCUGGUCAUGCUCUCUAUAAAGGUAAACAGGAACCUGCAGACUGUUAACAACUACUUCCUGUUCAGCCUGGCAUGUGCAGACCUGAUCAUUGGCUUGUGCUCCAUGAACCUGUACACUGUCUACAUUGUGAUUGGCUACUGGCCCCUGGGGCCCGUGGUGUGUGACCUGUGGCUGGCCCUGGACUAUGUGGUGAGCAACGCGUCGGUCAUGAACCUCCUCAUCAUCAGCUUUGACCGUUAUUUCUGCGUCACCAAACCGCUCAGCUACCCGAUCAAAAGGACCACUAAGACGGCGGCUGUGAUGAUCGCGGUAGCCUGGGUGCUGUCCUUCAUCUUGUGGGCACCAGCCAUCCUGUUCUGGCAGUUCAUUGUGGGCGGUCGGACCGUGCCGGAGACAGAGUGCUACAUCCAGUUCUUCUCCAACGCAGCGGUCACCUUUGGCACGGCCAUUGCAGCCUUCUACCUGCCUGUCGUCAUCAUGAGUGUGCUGUACUGGCAGAUAUCCAGAGCUAGCAAGAGCCGUGUGCAAAAGGGCCAGCGCAAGCUUUCGGGGACCCAGCAGGAGCCUCUGUCCCCCAGACAGGUGCAGGGCCACAUUGCCAUCCCUGAGAACAACAAGAUGAUGCCAGGAAACGCAUCCAGAAGCCAGAGCCUGACCUAUCAGGACCCGGCUGGCCAGGACAAUGACAACCUUCAGAAUGGCAGGACCCUGCCAAAUAUGGGUGGAGUCCAGGACGGACAGAAAGAUGAAGGCGGGACGGAGAACUGCACCACAGGCGAGGAGAAAGACAGCUCCAACGAUUCUACAUCCUGUACCGUGGCCACACCCCAUCCGAGAGAGGAGGAGCUAGCCCUGUCCAGCGGAGGCCCCGCCCCACGGGCCAGCCUGCCGGCCAGCCACCAAAGGCCCAGCCUCGCCUGCAUCCAGACGGGAACACAGUCUCCAAAGGCGCUCUGCGUCACUGUGCCCAGCACCCACAGGAACAACCCGGUGGCUCGCAAGCUUGCCAAGAUCACCAAGCAGCCGCCCAAGAAGAAGAAGAAGUCAGUGCCAUCAAGGGAGAAGAAGGUGACACGCACCAUCAUGGCCAUCCUGGUGGCCUUUGUGGUCACCUGGACGCCCUACAAUGUUAUGGUGCUCAUGAACACCUUCUGCUCCAGCUGCAUCCCCAACACUGUCUGGACCAUUGGCUACUGGCUCUGCUACAUCAACAGCACCAUCAACCCUGCCUGCUACGCCCUCUGCAACGUCACCUUCAAAAAGACCUUCAAAGACCUCCUUCUCUGCCAGUACAGAAGCAUUCGCUCAGCAAGAUAGAUAUUGUGUACAUGUGUUUCUUUUGUGGGGUGGGUGCUUUGUGUGAUUUCUCUUUAUUAUAUAUUUUUUUCCAAUAAUCUUCUGUAGCAUUUUACAGAACCACAGAAGUAUCCUGGUAACUGCAGACUCUAUUAAAUCAGUGCACAGAAGAUAAGGCUAUCUCUGCACAUCAAUAUGAAAUAACACACAUUUACAACGCAACAAAGUAUACUAGGAUCAAACGAAUAUUCAGCACAUAUAAAACUGCAAAAUAUUUUGAGAUACACCAGGAAAACAUAUUUCUAACUACCAAACUGAACUGAAACCACAAUGUAAAUUAUGAAGAAAAGAAAAACAAAGGACAAAAAGGUACAGACACAGGAAGCAGGACACAGGAAGUGAACGAGAAGGCAGUGAUGGAAGCAGAGAGACAUGGAUCUGAGAAAGGUGAUAGACUCAUGGAGAAUGUCCCCUGCACUUCCUAACUUUAACACAAAAUAUAAGGGGAA
Molecule: messenger RNA, 2289 nt
Organism: Megalops cyprinoides (Indo-Pacific tarpon)
Lineage: Eukaryota; Metazoa; Chordata; Actinopteri; Elopiformes; Megalopidae
Product: muscarinic acetylcholine receptor M2-like
Exons: 2
Coding region: 329-1801 (490 amino acids)
Biological process (GO): regulation of heart contraction; adenylate cyclase-activating adrenergic receptor signaling pathway
Cellular component (GO): plasma membrane
Molecular function (GO): G protein-coupled acetylcholine receptor activity
Source: RefSeq, a predicted model, not a curated record